Lottia gigantea (owl limpet) is the source of this 1567-nucleotide messenger RNA. RefSeq lists its product as hypothetical. The transcript has a single exon. The annotation marks the transcript as partial. The record is from RefSeq and is a predicted model, not a curated record. Lineage: Eukaryota; Metazoa; Mollusca; Gastropoda; Lottiidae. Gene Ontology annotation, biological process: biosynthetic process. Gene Ontology annotation, molecular function: L-alanine:2-oxoglutarate transaminase activity; pyridoxal phosphate binding.
CCUUCAGAUUACCUGUUACCUCUCAUGUACGCAUUUACCAGAAGGGACGGGACGUAUUAUUCUUUAUUGAUUUAAAUCUUUUCGGAAUACCGAAGGAAUUUCAGAAUCGCCAAAGAUGAAUGGACAAAAUAGUGGUAAAGUUUUAACAAUGGAGACAUUGAACCCCAAUGUUGUCCAAAUGCAGUAUGCUGUUAGGGGACCAAUUGUAGCCAGAGCAGGAGAACUUGAGAAAGAGUUAGAAAAGGACAAUGCAUCCAAACCUUUUUCAAAGGUUGUCAAAGCUAACAUUGGUGACUGUCACGCUACUGGACAAAAGCCAAUAACCUUUAUUCGACAGGUCUUGGCUAUGAUGACCUAUCCAGAUUUGCUCAAUAUAGACUAUUUUCCUGCAGAUGCUAAAGAAAGAGCUAGGAGACUUUUAAAGGGUUGCCGUGGACAGAGUCUAGGAUCAUACACUGACAGUCCUGGUAUUUCCAUCAUAAAAGAAGACAUUGCUGAUUACAUUUCACAGAGAGAUGGCAAUCCAGCUUCACCUGACAACAUCUAUUUAUGUACUGGGGCUAGUGCAGGAAUUAAAUCUAUUUUAACAUUAUUGCUCACUAAUAAAGGGGGAAAUGAGAAAGCAGGAGUAAUGAUACCCAUUCCUCAGUAUCCACUCUAUUCAGCUUCAUUAUCUGAAUAUGAUGCUUAUCCUAUACCUUACUAUUUAGAUGAGGAUAACCACUGGGCUUUGGACCCAAAAGAGUUGAAAAGAGCACUUGUUGAAGCCAGACCUCAUUGUAUACCAAGAGCUAUUUGUGUUAUUAAUCCAGGGAAUCCCACAGGUCAAGUUCUUACAAGAAACAACAUAGAAAGCAUUAUAAAGUUUGCCAAAGAAGAAAAGCUCUUCAUACUUGCUGAUGAAGUUUAUCAACAUAAUAUCUAUGCAAAGGAGUCAGAGUUUUUCUCCUUCAAGAAAGUGUUAACAGAAAUGGGUGGAGAGUACAGUAGUAUGGAGCUGGCAUCAUUUAUGUCGGCAUCAAAGGGUUUUAUGGGUGAGUGCGGUUACAGAGGAGGCUAUACUGAGGUUAUUAACCUGGAUCCUGAAGUUCGAGCUCAGUACAAUAAAAGUAUAUCAGCUAACCUAUGUCCUCCAUCAUCAGGUCAAGUUGUCAUUGAUUGUGUUGUCAAUCCACCCAAACCUGGUGAUUUAUCUUAUGAUCUGUUUAAGAAGGAGAAAGAUGAAGUUUUGAAAUCACUAGCAGAAAAAGCUACAUUAGUAACUGACACAUUUAACUCUAUUGAAGGCAUUAAAUGUAACCAAGUGCAAGGGGCUAUGUAUGCUUUUCCAAGAAUAUUUCUACCAGACAAAGCUAUUGAAGAAGCAAAGAAGAAUGACAAGUCUCCAGAUGCCUUUUAUUGUUUCCAGUUGUUAGAAGAAACUGGAAUUUGUACAGUUCCCGGAAGUGGAUUCAGACAGAGAGAUGGAACAUUUCAUUUCAGAACAACAAUUCUACCACCUAUUGAUACAUUGAAGUCAGUUCUGAAAGAUUUCAAAGAGUUCCAUGUUAAUUUCAUGAAAAAAUAC